This is a messenger RNA of Drosophila grimshawi, 2755 nucleotides long. It is a transcript of the gene Cep97, whose product is annotated as centrosomal protein of 97 kDa. Lineage: Eukaryota; Metazoa; Arthropoda; Insecta; Diptera; Drosophilidae. The coding region runs from base 109 to 2595 and encodes 828 amino acids. Gene Ontology annotation, molecular function: protein binding. The transcript has 8 exons. The record is from RefSeq and is a predicted model, not a curated record.
UCCCAAACAUUGAUUUUUCGUUAUUGGACGCCAGUGAAUGCUGCCAAAUUGGCCUAACGCAAGCCAAAUUUGUUAACAACAACUAAAGGAAUUUAUCGGCUAACAAAAAUGAGCGGCGACGACGAAAGCUGCAGCGAAAAGCAGACGCUCAACUUGUCCAAGCAGCAGCUGAAGAAGGUGCCAAAACAGGACGAUGCCCAGAAUAUACGCAAGCUAAUCCUCGACGAGAACGAACUGCAGAAGAUCGACAACAUUGACUCGUAUCUCAAGAUCGAAACGCUGUCGCUGAGCAAAAACCAGCUGCUUCGGAUGUAUGGCGUCUGUCGACUGCACUGUUUACGUGAGCUGAAUCUCUCCUUCAAUGGCAUACUUUCCAUUGAGGGUCUGAAGGAGUGCGUCCAUUUGCGUCUGCUGAAUUUGGAGGGCAAUAACAUUAAGACCAUCGAGCAUUUGAAUACGAAUGUGAAUCUGGAGUCACUGAAUCUGGCGGACAAUAGCAUUGGCAGCAUCUCGGAUGUGUCCUAUUUGCGUUCACUGCGCGAACUUAAUUUGCAGGGCAAUCGUUUGACGCAUCUGCGCCAGUGUGACAAAUAUUUGCCCGUCUCGCUGGAGACGCUAGCGCUGGCCAAGAAUAGCAUCAGUGAUUUGAAUGAGAUUUGCACGCUGUCGCAUUUGAGCAAUCUGCUGAGCAUCUCCAUAACGGAGAAUCCGUGUGUGACCAUGACACUGGGACCAAAUAGCACGGAUGGCUUUGAUUAUCGUCCCUUUGUGCUCAACUGGUGCAUGAGUCUGAAGUUUAUCGAUGGCUACGUUGUCGAUCCCAUUGAGAGCCUCAAGGCCGAGUGGCUUUAUAGUCAGGGCCGUGGUCGCCAAUUUCGCGUCGGGGAACAGGCGCCACUGGCCAAAUAUUUGAGUUCGGUGUGCCCGCUGGUGGGCAAAGCGCUGGAGAAUGAAAAUGAUCGCAAGUUGAGGCUAAUCUUGAGCAAGGCGCAGCAUCAUCAGCGACAGCUGCAGGAGGAGAUCCUGGACAAUGCAAAUAGCUCGGCAAACACAUCGCCAUCCUCGCAUCGCAAGAAGCCAACGAGUCGCAUUCAAUCACCACGCUUUUCGCGACUGAGUGGUCGUCAGGGCUCACCCGAGUCCAUGGCGAAUAGCUAUCAUGGGAAUAGCUGCAACAAUAGCAUCAGCAGCGACAAUGGCAUCUCGAAUCAUGCGCUGCAAAUGAGCACAUCUCUGAUUGAGAAUAUUCGGAAUGAUGGCGAUAACUUCUCGCUGGCCAGUCUGUCCGGCAUGUCCAGCAGCGUGACCACCAAAACCUAUAAUUCAACUGAAUCAACGCCUCGCAACAUAACGCCAAAUCCCUACAACGAGCAACAGUACAUUGGCCAGACUCCUGCUGGGGGCCCCUUGGCUGCUGCCUCUAAAAUGGUGCCAGUGCCGGAGACGCUGAUGAGUCCCGAUGUUUGUCCCGCCGCCGUUGCCCAGCGUGUCACCGUCACAGCGCUCAGCUCGUCGCAGCUGCACAAAACCAAAGUCACAAAGAACAAAGACAACAAACUGAAUUUGCCGCGUGUGCGCAGUCCACAAAUGCGACGCAUUCAGAGUCCCACAAGCAGUCCACGCAAAACAGAUCGCCCGCAAAAUCAGCAGCAGCAACAGCAACAACAGAUGACUGCAACUGCAACUGCCACAGCGACAACAACCGAUGCUGGUGGCUUCAGCACCGAUGACGAUGGCGAACAGAUCAACAUUGAGAAACUAAAGACCAUACGGAAAAUGGCAGCACAGCGACAGCAGCAGCUGGACAACAACAAUCUCAAUUGUACGGAUCGUCUGAUAGAGCAUGUGACUGAAUCCUCGGCGGUGACCAUACAGAAAAUGUGGCGUGGCUAUCAUACGCGCAAGAAAACCAAAGACAUUGCCGAGAAGCUGCACAAACAGCGCACACACGAGUACAUCGACAAACUCAAUAAGGACAUGCUGCUGACGAAGGCGCAGUUGCAGAACGAGCGCAAGAUUCAACAGCUGCAGAUGCAGGCCAUCAAUGCGCUGUGGAAAAAGGUGUCCACCAUGCAGGUCGAACCCAAAGCUGAACAGGCUGAGAACAAUACUGAGGAUGCUGGUGGCAGCACCACCAGCAGCAGCAAUCCAGGACAACAACAAUCUCAAGUUUGUUUGGAUCACAAUUCGGCUGCGGUUGUCAAUGAUUUGGCCAAGCGUUGCACUCUGCUCACGGAUCAGGUGCAACAGCUGCAGAGCUCCAUUGGCACCAUUGUCAAUUGUCUGACCAUGGUCUGCAAUUUGCCGCAGGAUGCGCUGCGCAAGCACAUCAAUUCCUCGGACGGUGAGGAUACGGACUAUAACAAUUUUGAGCCAAGGGACACAAGCUCCACGCAAACGGAUCUGAUUGCUGUUCAUACGCCACAAUUUGAGGAUUUGAGCAAUUUUCCGUUUACGAAACUAAGACCAUCAACACUGGCGCUGGAAUCCAAGCAUGAUGCACUGCACGAGGAGGAGGCGACUGAGGCGACGGCGUCUGCGACUGCGCAGGAGGAGCAUAAGGAAAAUAUUGAGAUCUGUGAUGCACAGGAGUAGAAUUUAUUAGCCCCACGACAAAAAGCUUUCCACAAUAACAUAAAAAAAAAAUAGAUCUCAGCGCGCUUUUUAAUUCGUAGGCUUUUUAAGCUUUCUGCAAGCAAUUUUAAUUUUUGGUUACAACAAAGAAAACGCCGCAAAACAAUUGAUGUAUUUUUUG